Messenger RNA from Camelina sativa (false flax), 1348 nucleotides. Lineage: Eukaryota; Viridiplantae; Streptophyta; Magnoliopsida; Brassicales; Brassicaceae. The record is from RefSeq and is a predicted model, not a curated record.
CCUUCCACGCGUUUCGUCUCUUCUAUAUCACACGAUUUACUUGAUUUCGACUUGUUGUUUCUUCUUCCCUAUUACUGUGCGAAUUUUGAUUUGCAGGAUUCAAAGAUGUUGGAAGAUCAGGUAGCGUACUUGCUACAAAGGUAUUUGGGGAACUAUGUGAGGGGAUUGAAUAAGGAAGCUCUUAAGAUCAGUGUUUGGCAAGGAGAUGUAGAGCUGAAAAAUAUGCAACUUAAACCAGAAGCACUUAAUGCUUUGAAAUUACCUGUGAGGGUUAAAGCUGGAUUUCUUGGAUCAGUGAAACUCAAGGUACCAUGGACCAGGCUUGGACAGGAGCCUGUAGUGGUUUAUCUUGACCGAAUAUUUGUAUUAGCGGAACCCGCAACUGAUGUUGAAAGACGUAGUGAAGAUUCUAUCCAGGAGGCAAAAAGAAAUCUAAUACGGGAAAUGGAAACGAAACUAGUAGAAAGAGCUCGUCGACUGCAGACUGAAAUGAACAAAUCAUGGAUGGGAUCAUUAGUCAACACAAUAGUUGGAAAUUUGAAGCUGUCAAUAUCAAAUAUUCACAUAAGAUACGAGGAUCUAGAGAGCAAUCCUGGCCACCCGUUCUCAGCUGGUGUUACACUAGAGAAACUCUCAGCUGUAACCAUUGAUGAGAGUGGAAAGGAGACUUUUAUUACUGGUGGGACUCUGGAGUCCAUCCACAAGUCUGUUGAACUUGAUCGGCUUGCAUUCUAUCUUGAUUCUGACAUCUCUACAUGGCAUAUUGACAAACCAUGGGAGGUUUUAACUCCUUUUGAGUGGGAUCAGAUUUUUAGAUUUGGCACAAAGGAUGGUAAGCCAGCUGACUGCCUCACGAGAAAGCAUUUCUAUAUUCUGCAACCUGUCUCAGGGAAUGCGAAGUACUCUAAGUCUCAAGCAAACGAAUCUUCCAAUACUGCUCAACCGUUGCAGAAGGCAUAUGUAAACUUAGAUGAUGUGACACUUUGUUUAUCAAAGGGAGGAUACAGGGAUGUCAUGAAACUUGCUGAUAAUUUUGCUGCGUUUAAUCAGCGUUUGAAAUAUGCACAUUACCGUCCAUCUGUUCCAGUGAAAAUCGAUGCAAAAUCUUGGUGGAAAUAUGCUUACAGAGUUGUUUCAGAACAAAUUAAGAUAGCAAGCGGGAGAAUGUCAUGGGAGCAUGUUUUAAAGUACACUCGUCUACGGAAGAGAUACAUUACCCAUUAUGCUUCGUUGCUGAAAUCUGAUAUCAGUAGAAUAGUUGUUGAUGAUGAUGAAGAAAUCGAGGCCCUUGAUCGGGAACUUGAUUCCGAAGUGAUUUUGCAAUGGAGGUAAGAUAUAAUAAUAGUAA